AUGGGUGCGUGUAUCUCCUCAGCAGGCGGCGUGUCCGAGGAGGAAAAGGCGAAGCAUCGUGAGGCGGAGCGGCAGCUCAGAGAGCAAAAAGUAAAGCUUGACAAUCAAGUCAAGGUACUUCUGUUAGGAUCUGGAGACUCCGGAAAGUCGACCGUCCUCAAACAAAUGCGACUUAUACACGACGUACAUUUCUCACCACAAGAAUUCGAAUUCUAUCGACAACUAGCGUUCAGCAACAUUGUACAUGGCAUGAAACAACUUCUCGAGGCACUCGAGGACAUGGAAUUAAAAUUAUCGGAAGAAAUGGAAAAGAAUGCUGAAAUACUGGAUGAACCACCAGAUGUGAAAGAUGGACAAGCGUUCCCGAUGGAGUACUACGAACCUCUAAAAGAGUUAUGGGCGGAUGAAGUGGUUCAGAAGGCAUGGCACCGAGGGAAUGAAGCUGCGUUGCCCGACAACCUUUCCUAUUUCUUCCUCCAUCUUGAACGAGUAUUUGCCAAAGACUACUAUCCGACGGAACAGGAUAUCAUCCGGUGCAAAGCUCGGACAAUCGGCAUUACCGAGACAAUCUUUAAACUCCGGUCGCAUGAGAUGCUCAUGGUUGAUGUUGGUGGGCAAAAGAGCGAACGACGAAAAUGGAUACACUGUUUCCAGGAUGUAACAAGUAUACUCUUCCUCGUAAGUUUGAGUGGGUAUGAUCAAUGUCUGGUGGAAGACAAGGACGCGAACCAAAUGCAAGACGCAAUGACAAUUUGGGACUCCAUAUGCCACUCACAAUGGUUCCGACAAACUUCUAUUAUUCUGUUCCUCAACAAAGACGAUAUUUUCAAAGAGAAGAUCAAACACUCUGACAUCAAGAACCAUUUCCCUGACUACGACGGCGAGCCCGGAGAUUACAAUGCUGGUCGUGAUUACUUCAGGGCACGAUUCACUAAACUUUCUCGCAAGUCGGGCCAGGCCCGUGAGCGAGAAAUCUACGUCCACUUUACGAAUGCUACGGAUACGGCGUUAUUGCGAGUAGUUAUGGCAGCAGUCGAAGGUAUGCGCAUUGCGCUCCGUGGCAAUCUCACCAAAGCCGCUCUCAUCUGA
Messenger RNA from Fomitiporia mediterranea MF3/22, 1089 nucleotides. Its product is annotated as guanine nucleotide-binding protein alpha-2 subunit. Bases 1 to 1089 code for a protein of 362 amino acids. NCBI's taxonomy places the organism in Eukaryota, Fungi, Basidiomycota, Agaricomycetes, Hymenochaetales, Hymenochaetaceae. The record is from RefSeq and is a predicted model, not a curated record. Gene Ontology annotation, biological process: G protein-coupled receptor signaling pathway. Gene Ontology annotation, cellular component: heterotrimeric G-protein complex. The transcript is spliced from 9 exons. Gene Ontology annotation, molecular function: GTPase activity; GTP binding; G-protein beta/gamma-subunit complex binding.